GUAGCUUCCGGUUAUUGUGUGCAUACAUUCCGAGGACAUUCUGAAUGGGUACGAAUGGUGCGCGUCUCACCAGAUGGCGUACUUUUUGCGUCCGCGAGUAAUGAUCAGAGAGAUGCUGAAAUAUUUGCGAGGCGAAAACCGUUUCGAAUUAAAUCCGAGUCCGUAAUGGUAUGGUCGCUGCAGUCGAAAAGUGUAAAAGCAACUUUACGUGAACAUGAGCAUGUCGUUGAGUGUAUUGAAUGGGCUCCGGACACCGCAUUGGCGCCCAUCAGGACAGAAGGUUAG
This is a messenger RNA of Cooperia oncophora, 285 nucleotides long. The record is from the annotation of a GenBank genome assembly. Lineage: Eukaryota; Metazoa; Nematoda; Chromadorea; Rhabditida; Trichostrongylidae.